This is a messenger RNA of Drosophila hydei, 1431 nucleotides long. RefSeq names its product cysteine and histidine-rich domain-containing protein (gene mora). Lineage: Eukaryota; Metazoa; Arthropoda; Insecta; Diptera; Drosophilidae. The transcript has 5 exons. The record is from RefSeq and is a predicted model, not a curated record. Bases 249 to 1340 code for a protein of 363 amino acids.
UCAUAUCGUGCGAAUUACGAAUACCGGUUUGUUUGUUCUAAACGAAGAGAAGAAACGGAAAAAUCAAAAAACCGUUUCUUUGACAUGCAGACGUUUUUCAGCACUCAUACAUUGAAAAAUAAAUUAUACUUUAAAGUAAGUUGGCAGCUUCAGCAAGUAACUAUCGACCUGCCUCCCCAUCACUUCUUAUUUGGCGAAGAUUCUAGACCACAGCGACGAGAAAUAGUUAUAAAAUAUUAAAGAAAAAUAUGGAACAAUGUUAUAACAGAGGUUGUGGCCAGCUGUUUGACCCAGUCACCAAUUCUGAUGAUUCUUGCCGGCAUCAUCCGGGGGCUCCAUUUUUCCACGAUGCCUACAAAGGAUGGUCAUGUUGCAAUAAAAAAUCGGUGGAUUUUACAGAAUUCCUUAAUAUUCAAGGCUGCACAUUGGGCAAACAUUCAAAUAUUAAACCGCCCGAACCGGAAAAACCUGCCAAAGAUAAAGAUGAGGACAAGACUGUGGAAGUUAAAGUGCGAGCACCCAUUAAGGAAUCACUGCCCAGACCAGCGAUCGAAACGCCUUUUACUGUCCUACAACCAACAGUAGCUUCAGCAUUGAAGGAUACCAUUGAUGCAUUAAAAGUCGGCAAUGCUGCUGCGCCAGUUGCAACAACAGGCAGCGAUGGAGCCGUUGCUGUAGGAACAAUCUGCAAAAACAAUGGCUGCACUUACUCCUAUACAAGCACAAGCAGCGAUUUUGGUGAAUGCACCUAUCAUCCUGGAGUCCCCAUAUUUCAUGAGGGCCUGAAGUUCUGGUCAUGCUGUCAAAAACGUACCUCAGAUUUUGCUCAGUUCAUGGCACAAAAAGGCUGUGUCUACGGCCAACAUAAAUUUACUAAGGAUGACGACGACAAAAAGGUAGUUCAAUGCCGAUAUGAUUGGCAUCAGACAGCUUCAAAUGUUGUUGUCGCUGUCUAUGCCAAAAAAUAUCAUUACGCGGAAAGUGUCGUCGAAGUAAACCCUAUUCGCUUGCAUGUUAUGCUGGUCUUUCCAGAGCAGGAAAAUGCCAAGUUUGACUUGGACUUGGAACUACGAGGCAUCAUCAAUGUACAAAAGGCCUCCGUCCAAAUGUUCGGUACUAAGGUUGAGAUUACAUUGCCGAAAUUGGAGCCAGGAUCAUGGUCAAAUCUUAAUUUUCCACGAGAUGUGCUUCCAGCAGCAAAAAAGGAUACUGAUCAGAGCAACCGAAAAGCAGAUGACAGCGACGACGAGUUCUUCGACUUAGACGACAUUCAACCUGUUCAAAGUUACGGACUUAAAUUGUCUGAAAUGAGUUUGGAAAAUCCCAACGGAUUGGAUUGAUAACACGCUAGCAUUUUAUUUGUUAAACUAAAUAGAGCCACCAUUGAGAGUUAAGCUGUUUUGUUUACAAUACACAAGUAUGCCUUACAUG